AUGAAGUUGAUAUCCAACUUGGCUUCUUUAACUAUCGCUGCCACUUUAUUACUUCAAAGUGGUAGCUUUGUAAAUGCCACACCAUUAUUCAAUAUACCUUCAGUAGCAAAUCAUCUUAACGAUGCUUCUCUCACCGAACCAACUUGUGAAGGUUUUAGAAUUACCUAUCCUUCUUCAACAGGUCUUUCAUUUGAUGAUGCUAGUAAGCACAUUGUUGCAUGGCAGGCACCAAUCGGGAUGAAGCAAGUAAAUGUUACAUUGGUUGACGAUGCUUAUGAUACCAACCGAGUACACGUAGGCUCUUAUAAUGCAACUGCUGGUGCUACAGAUGAAGUCGCAUUUAAUCUUGAUGGUAAACCUACCGGAAAUUACCAUAUUCAUAUCUCUGGUCAGGGUGAUGGCCAGUUCUGUGAACAAGACUCUACUUCUUUUGAAAUCGUAAAGCGUGAAGAACCCGAACCCACCACAACUGCAGACUCUACAGCUUCUACCACCACAACUUCAUCUACUACAACUACAGAUAUUGCUGCAACAGCGACAACAACGACAACUGCUGCUGAUGCUGCUGCUGCCACAGCCACUACUGCUGAUGCAUUAAAUAAAGACCAGAUUGCCAAGAUUCUUCAAGAAAUUCAAGAAAAUGGAGAUAAAAGCACAUCAAGUUCCCAUGAAAACGAUUCUAAUUGGGAUAGUGCUUUAAAUCAAGUAACAAAUCUUACUAAAGAAACAAAACAAGAUACACACAAUAAUGCCGCCGCCACCGAUAAUACGGGAGGGCAUCGAAACUUCUAUGACUAUAUUGAAAGUUUAGAUCAAGACUUCAAACAGUAUAUCGAUAAGAACAAAGAAACAAAUACGAUUGCAGUGACGCAUAAAAAUGAAGCUGACCCUUACUUCACCAACGAUGAUCAAACUACUGCCUCUCACAACAACGAUAUUUAUUUCACCAACGAGGAUCGCUCUCACAGCAACAAUGCUGAAAACUCAUGGCAUUCCAAUGAUGCUGCAUCCACAGAAUCCAGUAGCAAACCUGUCAACUCUUGGCAUUCCAAUGACGAUUAUUUCACCAAUGAAGAUCAAACCACUCAAACUCACCAAAAUAGUGCUGAAUGGGUUGCUGAAGAAUCCCAUACCAAUGGUGGCUGGCAAUCCGAGGAUGCUCCAAUUGAGCCAUCUCAUGUUGAUAGUCCCGAGUGGGUUUCCAGUGAAGACCAUUACAAUGAAAACACGCACAACAACGGAUGGGUUUCCGAAGAUAUCCCCGUCGAGCAUGCCAAUGACUAUCACAAUAAUGCAGCUGAAUGGGUUUCCAACGAAGACGCUCACGUCAAUGAAGCCGAAUGGCAAUCUGAAGACCAACCCGUUGAGCCCUCCACUCAUGCUAACCUUGCUGAAUGGGUUUCCGAUGAAGCCACACAUGACAACGGUUGGGUUUCCGAAGAUAUCGCUGUUGAUCAUGCCAAUGAUUAUCAUAACAAUGCUGCUGAAUGGGUUUCCAGUGAAGCUGAUCAUGACAACUCUGGUGAAUGGUCCUCUGAGGACAUUGCUGUCGAACAUGCCAAUGAAUAUCAUUCUAACGAAUCCGAAUGGGUUUCCAGCGAAGCUGAUCAUGCCAAUUCUGGUGAAUGGUUCUCCGAGGAUAUUGCUGUUGAACAUGCCAAUGAAUAUCAUUCUAACGAAUCCGAAUGGGUUUCUAGCGAAACUGAUCAUGCCAAUUCUGGCGAGUGGUCUUCUGAGGAUAUCGCCGUUGAGCAUGCCAAUGAAUAUCAUUCCAAUGAUGCUGAAUGGGUUUCUAGCGAAGCUGAUCAUGAAAAUUCUGGCGAGUGGUCUUCUGAGGAUAUCGCUGUUGAGCAUGCCAAUGAAUAUCAUUCUAACGAAUCCGAAUGGGUUUCCAGCGAAGCUGAUCAUGCCAAUUCUGGCGAGUGGACUUCUGAAGAUGUUGCUGUUGAACAUGCUAAUGAAUAUCAUUCCAAUGAAAAUGAGUGGGUUUCAAGCGAAGCUGACCACGCCAAUUCUGGUGAAUGGACCUCUGAAGAUAUCGCCGUCGAACAUGUCAAUAGUGCCGAAUGGCAAUCUGAAGAUCAACCUGUCGAAGCUGUUUCUCAUGCCAACCUUGCUGAGUGGGAAUCUGAAGAUACUACCCAUAAUAACGGUUGGGUUUCCGAGGAUAUCGCUGUUGAACAUGCCAAUGAAUAUCAUUCCAAUGCUGCCGAAUGGGUUUCUAGUGAAGCCGAUCAUACCAACUCUGGUGAAUGGUCAUCCGAGGAUAUCGCUGUUGAACAUGCCAAUGAGUAUCAUUCCAAUGAAUCUGAAUGGGUGUCCAGUGAAGCCGACCACGCCAACUCUGGCGAAUGGUUUUCUGAAGAUAUUGCUGUUGAACAUGCCAAUGAUUAUCAUUCUAAUGAAUCCGAAUGGGUUUCUAACGAGUCUGACCACGCCAACUCCGGUGAAUGGGCUUCUGAAGAUAUUGCCGUUGAACAUGCUAACAGUUCUGAAUGGCAGUCUGAAGAUCAACCCGUUGAAUCUGUAACACACGCCAACGGUGCUGAAUGGGUCUCUCAAGAAGCUGCCCACAAUAAUGGAUGGGUUUCCGAAGAUAUUGCUGUCGAGCAUGCCAAUGAAUACCAUACCGACGCAGCUGAAUGGCAAUCCGAAGAUCUUCCCGUCGAGUCAUCUACUCAUGCCAACCUUGCUGAAUGGGUCUCACAAGAUGCUGCCCAUGACAAUGGAUGGGUUUCUGAGGAUAUCGCUUUGGAGCACGCCAACGAAUACCAUUCUAACGAGUCUGAGUGGGUCUCCAGCGAAGACGGACAUGACAAUGCGGCCGGAUGGGUAACUGAAGAUAUCGCACUUGAACACGCCAACGAUGCUUCUUUGGAAUCCAACGAUCAUAACAACGCUGCUGGUUGGGUAUCCGAAGACCAUAACAAUUUUGUUGACCAUAACAAUGGUUGGGAAAGUGAAGAUGUUCCUGUCGAGCACGCCAACGAUGCUGAAUGGGUCUCUAGUGAACAUAAAAAUGCUUCUCCUAGCGGCUGGGUCUCCUCAGAAAGUACGCAUGCCAAUGCUGCUGGCUGGGUAGCAGAGGACCAUAACAACUCUGCCAAUGAAUGGGAAUCUCACGAAGAUAACGCUCACAAGAACUAUGUACCAGAAGAAGUGAAACUUCUUCGCGGUGAGCACUCUAACUUAUGGAUUGAUCAUGAAAAUACCCCCAAUUACGAAGGUUCAACUGAAUCAAUUGAUCAUACCAAUGGAUGGGUUGGUUAUUAA
Molecule: messenger RNA, 3273 nt
Organism: Mucor mucedo
Lineage: Eukaryota; Fungi; Mucoromycota; Mucoromycetes; Mucorales; Mucoraceae
Exons: 4
Coding region: 1-3273 (1090 amino acids)
Source: RefSeq, a predicted model, not a curated record